AUGUCGGCUCUAGUACCACCUUCUUCUAGCCCUAUUCAGAUCAUAUAUCAGAAAGGGAUUCAAUACGGGGAUUAUCUGGGAAUGGCAAGUACUGCAUUAAUCAUUUAUGACUACUUGAUAUCGAUGAGCGAUGAGGUUUCUUUCUUCUGGGUCGGUCCGGUGUCCCUCAGCAAAGUUCUAUAUCUAAUUAUCUAUGUUCACUCUGGUGACUUGCAAUGGGCAGGAACGAAAUAUCAUCAUGUUCGCCAUCGAAUACUACUCUACUACCUUAUGACGCCGGACGUGCUAUACGGGGCUAUUCCGCUUGCGUUCGUAGCUGAAAUAUUGCUCAUAGUAAUGUGUCAAGCUGUCAUAAGUCUUCGUGUCUGGUAUUUGUUCAAAAAUGACAGAGUAACUCGAAACUUGGCAGCUAUUGCCUAUAUUGGCUGCACUGCCGGAAACGCGGUUAUACUUGCUUUGCUGUCACCUGGCAUAAUGUAUGAAGCCGCUGGACUAACAAUAAAAGACCAAGUAAUGGCACCAUCCAAGAUGUAUCGAUUAUUCUUCCCUUCCUUGGUGCUUCAUGCAGUAAUGCUCAUCCUUACCCUGUGGAAGAUGAAGACUAUUGCUGUACUAGACAGCUCGUCUAUAAAGCGGAUAGUCCAAGAACACAAUCCUGCCAACGCUAUUUACCUGUCGCGAUAUUACAUGGACACCGUGAUAACAUGCCGUACGAUGAUUAACUUCCGCUCACUGGCGGAUACCUUGGAUAUUGAUCCCAGCUGGUUGCUCAACUAUACCGAGCUCAGUCGCGUGCGGUGGCAUCAGGAGCGCAGAGGGGAGCUGGUGGUAGAAGCAACUCCUAUCUAG
Molecule: messenger RNA, 849 nt
Organism: Coniophora puteana RWD-64-598 SS2
Lineage: Eukaryota; Fungi; Basidiomycota; Agaricomycetes; Boletales; Coniophoraceae
Exons: 8
Coding region: 1-849 (282 amino acids)
Source: RefSeq, a predicted model, not a curated record